AUGCCAAAGUAUUUAUUGCUCAUAUUAUUACUGUUGAACAUGAAAGAGUUCCAAGGAAGUCUUUUGCGCGGGACUCGUGUUCGUAACGGUCAAUUUCCAUGGUUGAUACAAUUUCACACGAUAUCGCCAUGCGGCGGAGUUCUUAUAACGCCGGAUUGGGUUCUUACUGCAGCUCAGUGUGUACAGUAUAAAAGAAACUCAAUUGAGCUCUAUGCGACUGGCUUGAACGGAACAGGCUCGAAUCAAACUGUCAGUGUCAAAGCCACCUACAUUUAUCCACAAUUUCGUGGAUAUUCAAAAUUUCGGGAUUACGACAACAACAUAGCACUGUUGAAACUCGUUAAGGCCUUCGACAUGUGCGAUCCUAAAAUACGUCUGCUGCACAUAGCCCCCAUGAGGCUUGACGAAGAUUAUAAAUCUUGCCUGAUAUUUGGUUGGCAAAGCACUGUAGCACCUUCCUCGAAAGUUCACGCUAAACCGAUACAGUACAGUCAGGUCUUGUUGAAUUCAUGGCGCGUUUGUUUGUACAUGCACGAGGGUAACGCCAGUUUUAAAAACGUUUUUUGCACUAUGGUCGAAGACGAUAACGGUAUACGAGCUUGUGCAGGGAAUCCAGGCUCACCGGUUGUUUGCGAAGAUCAGUAUCAAAGAAUGAUUCUUCUUGGAAUAGCAUCUUGGUCCAAUUAUUCCCUGGAGUGCGGCGGUCUUCCAACUUACCUUGGUGUCAGCAUAUUCAGAUCUUGGAUGGGGGAUCUCAUUUUUGGCAACAAAGAUACCGAAGAGUGGGAAAGUGGUAUGGGGAGUUCAACCAGGGCUUGUGAUCGUAACAUACAUAUAGACGAUGAUAUGCAGCUGCCAAGAAUUAGGAACUCUACGGAUCAGGGAUUGAAGCGGAAACAAUUUAUUCACUCUGACUCGGAGGAACCUGAGGACACUGCUUAUGAUUUAUCUUGGAAAUCUAACAAACAUAAUCCGUUUACUAGCGAAUCAAAACGAAAAGUUGAUGAUUAUUCAAAAAUUUCUGAUCUGGAGGAUUCAAGAAUUGUACAAAACUUUGAUGUUGUUCGCGUUCGGGAGAAAGAAUUAAGCCAAUAUCGUGAAAUUGGUAAAAUGGAUCCUUAUCAUUUUGAAAGUACGAUGGACAAACACAUAGCUGUGCCAUCGGAACAUAAAAAUAUUGCUCGAGUUAAUCACAAAUCCUUAAAAGUGAAUUAUGAUCGCAAUAUCGUUCGAGGACCUGGAAAUUUGGAUGAUAUUGAACUCAUCAUGCCUGAUGGAAUUGAUGAUUUCCAAACCUCCUAUUCUUCCACGAGUGUCUUACGUAAUGGACAUUUUCAGAUUUUAUACACAAUCUACUUUGUGGCUAUCGUCGACAUCCUCAUUUGAUAAAUUUAAUUAUUUGCAUCUUAAACACACCUUCAUACAUUAUUUUCAGAUUAAAAAAUUUUGUAUUAUAUUUGUAUUUUGCUGUUACACGAAUAUGCAUUUUUUCCACAUCAAUGAAAUGUUCUUGUAAUUGUUCGUAUAUAAAAACAAUGACCUUUAAGCUAGUUCAUUAAUGUGAUACACAAAUUUAUUGGAAACAACCCUCAUAAAUAUUUGGAAGUGUGAGUUCUAAAAAGUGGCAAUGGAAUUUUUUUUUUCCACUAGCCAAUAGGCAUGUCUAAGAAUGAUAAUCAUACAGUAACCUUUACUUGCUUUUAAAGAACGUUUUUUAACACAUUGAAAAUACAAUCAGUUAUCUAUCGGGAACACAAAGUAUAUCACAAUAUAAGACAAAGAGCAAAGCUUUGAGAAUAUUUAGGGAUGAAAUUAAUUUAAUUGAAAUUUGAAUGAGCAAUAAAAGGAUUUAAUCAUC
This is a messenger RNA of Venturia canescens, 1858 nucleotides long. Its product is annotated as snake venom serine protease BPA-like. Gene Ontology annotation, molecular function: serine-type endopeptidase activity. Bases 1 to 1386 code for a protein of 461 amino acids. The record is from RefSeq and is a predicted model, not a curated record. The transcript has 2 exons. Gene Ontology annotation, biological process: proteolysis. NCBI's taxonomy places the organism in Eukaryota, Metazoa, Arthropoda, Insecta, Hymenoptera, Ichneumonidae.